Messenger RNA from Cryptosporidium ubiquitum, 510 nucleotides. Its product is annotated as CS domain-containing protein. Gene Ontology annotation, cellular component: cytoplasm. Lineage: Eukaryota; Apicomplexa; Conoidasida; Eucoccidiorida; Cryptosporidiidae. The record is from RefSeq and is a predicted model, not a curated record. The coding region runs from base 1 to 510 and encodes 169 amino acids. Gene Ontology annotation, biological process: protein folding. The transcript has 6 exons.
AUGAAAGUAACACGAGUUCCGUUUUUUGACAAUAAAGGAAGGCUAAAAUAUACUUGGGAACAGAAUCUGGAUGAAGUUAUUUUAUAUUUCACAGCAGAAAACUUGUAUUUUAGUGAAGAAAAAGUUAUGGAAUGUACAAAAAAAGUACUCAAAGAAAAUUUAUGUGUUAAAAUAAUGUGUAACAGGCUUAAAAUACAAAAUAAAGCCACCAAUUCUGAUAUCUUUGAUAAUGAUCUUUUCGAUACAAUUGAUACUUCGGAAUCACUUUGGUAUAUUGAAAAUAACGAACUCAUUGUACAGUUAUCAAAGAUGAGAAAAGGAUCUGUUUGGAAUUCAGUUAUUAAAAGUGAUGAAAAUUCUAUUAGUUAUAUUGAUGUCGAAAAUAUGAAAAAAGAAAUGAUGUUAGAAAGAUUCCAAAGAGAGAAUCCAGGAUUUGAUUUCUCAAAUGCUGAAUUUAAUGGAAAUAUACCAGAUCCACGUAAUUUUAUGGGUGGUCUUAGGCAAUAUUAG